AUGGAAACCCCAAUGUGGUUAUUUCUACAAGCUACUUAUUUUGAAAAGCUAUCAACUAUCAAGCACACUAGCUACUAUAAAAUCAUUUAAACAAUGUUUCUCUCUCAAUUUAAAUUCAUUAAAAUUGUAAAUGACAUAUUGCUUGUGUUAGCAUAUAUAGCAGCUUCAAAUUAAUUAAUCAGUAAUAAUCAUGAAUUCUGAUCAUGAUCAAGAUCAAGAAGAUCAUCACGAGCUCAGGAGAGGGCCUUGGACGCUUGAAGAAGAUACUCUCCUCGUUCAUUACAUUGCUCGUCACGGAGAAGGCCGAUGGAAUUUGGCUGCGAUUCAUGCAGGAUUAAGAAGAAUGGGCAAGAGUUGUAGACUUCGAUGGCUAAAUUAUAUAAAACCUGAUGUUAAGCGAGGAAAUCUUACUCCCCAUGAACAAGUUUUGAUUCUUGAUCUCCAUUCGAAAUUGGGUAACAGGUGGUCAAAAAUAGCACAACAUUUACCAGGAAGGACUGAUAAUGAGAUCAAGAAUUAUUGGAGAACCCGAGUUCAGAAACAAGCCAAGCAUCUUAAAAUUGAUGCAAAUAGUACAGCUUUUCAAGAAAUAGUUAGAUCAUUUUGGAUGCCAAGAUUGCUUCAAAAGAUUCAAGAAUCAUCAUCAUCAACUCCCGACCAUAAUUUACCUCUACCGACACUACCGGAACUGGGAGCCGCGCAGGUCCUAUUGCCUCAGCAUGACCAAAAUUAUUCAGACUCAGAGAACGGUUCAAACUCUUCAACGAGCCAUUUUCAUGGCAUGAGUUACAUGGAAGAAGCAACGGACCUAGCAACUCAGUCGGUGUCCGAGACUCCGGUCAGCGGUAGCCAAGUGGCGGAAAGUAAUUGGAUGGGAUGCGAUUUUGGUGAUAAUGACAUUUGGAGCAUGGAGGAAUUUAUGGCGAUUUAGAAACUUAUACUACUAAUUUUAUGGU
This is a messenger RNA of Mercurialis annua (annual mercury), 956 nucleotides long. Its product is annotated as transcription factor MYB62-like. The transcript is spliced from 3 exons. Gene Ontology annotation, molecular function: sequence-specific DNA binding; DNA-binding transcription factor activity; catalytic activity. The coding region runs from base 191 to 931 and encodes 246 amino acids. The record is from RefSeq and is a predicted model, not a curated record. Lineage: Eukaryota; Viridiplantae; Streptophyta; Magnoliopsida; Malpighiales; Euphorbiaceae. Gene Ontology annotation, biological process: regulation of DNA-templated transcription. Gene Ontology annotation, cellular component: nucleus.